AUGGGCAGCACAAGAAGCGAUACAACUGAUACAGAAUCCAACAGCCCACCUGCCCUCACAAACAAAGUCUCCUCUACUGCUUCUGCAGCUGCUGAGUUGGGUGAUAAAACUACAACUUUUGUAGGAACCAAUACAGUGACUCACCUAAGCACUACAGGAGAGACCCCAGCAGAAAUAUCUUCCAACAGUCCAGCCACAACUGGAUUCUCCACAGUAACAACUCUGCCUUUGUCAACAAGAAGCACAAGGGAUGGCCCAGCAACUUUAAACCCCUUAGAAACAGAAUCCAGCACCUCUUCUUCCUCCUCACCUGUAUCAAAGAGUGAUUCUCAGGCAAGCGAGCAAACUGCUUCUAAUGCUGUCAGUGGGCACAGAUCUACUGUCCCAAGGAAUGGACGCACUGAAGAAACAUCUUCUACACCUUCUGCGACUGUCACGGAAUCCAGCUUGGGCAUUACAUCCACCAAAGGUGCAUUGUCACCAGUUACCUCUGAAGUGAGUACACAGGGGGACAUAACAACUUCCUCUAACAAACCAACUUCGAACGAUGUAACAGCAAGAGACCGGAGCCAUUCCUCACUGCAUUCCACUGCUGCAGAGACACCCAGCACAGAUAGAGAGACAUCAGUUCUUCCAGUGAGCAUUGUAGUUCUGGACAGCAGUACAGUGGCACCAACUGCCACAUCCCUUUUGACCACAAAUAUUCCUCCGCAGACAGAGGUUUCUCUAAUCACUGGCAGUAGUAAUACCGUUCCAAAGACAGUACCCAUGGGCAGCACAAGAAGCGAUACAACUGAUACAGAAUCCAACAGCCCACCUGCCCUCACAAACAAAGUCUCCUCUACGGCUUCUGCAGCUGCUGAGUUGGGUGAUAAAAGUACAACUUUUGUAGGAACCAAUCCAGUGACUCACCUAAGCACUACAGGAGAGACCCCAGCAGAAAUAUCUUCCAACAGUCCAGCCACAACUGGAUUCUCCACAGAAACAACUCUGCCUUUGUCAACAAGAAGCACAAGGGAUGGCCCAGCAACUUUAAACCCCUUGGAAACAGAAUCCAGCACCUCUUCUUCCUCCUCACCUGUAUCAAAGAGUGAUUCCCAGGCAAGCGAGCAAACUGCUUCUAAUGCUGUCAGUGGGCACGGCUCUACUGUCACAAGGAAUGGACGCACUGAAGAAACAUCUUCUACACCUUCUGCGACUGUCACGGAAUCCAGCUUGGGCAUUACAUCCACCAAAGGUGCAUUGUCACCAGUUACCUCUGAACUCAAUACACAGGAGGACAUAACAACUUCCUCUAACCAAGGGACUCUGAACGAUGUAACAGCUAGAGACCGGAGCCAUUCCUCACUGCAUUCCACUGCUGCAGAGAUACCAAGCACAGAUAGAGAGACGUCAGCUCUUCCAGUGAGCACUGUUAUUCUGGACAGCAGUAUAGUGGCACCAACUGCAACAUCCCGUUUGACCACAAAUAUUCCUCCGCAGACAAAGGAUUCUCUCAUCACUGGCAGCAGUAAUACCGUUCCAAAGACAGUACCCAUGGGCAGCACAAGAAGCGAUACAACUGAUACAGAAUCCAACAGCCCACCUGCCCUCACAAACAAAGUCUCCUCUACUGCUUCUGCAGCUGCUGAGUUGGGUGAUAAAAGUACAACUUUUGUAGGAACCAAUCCAGUGACUCACCUAAGCACUACAGGAGAGACCCCAGCAGAAAUAUCUUCCAACAGUCCAGCCACAACUGGAUUCUCCACAGAAACAACUCUGCCUUUGUCAACAAGAAGCACAAGGGAUGGCCCAGCAACUUUAAACCCCUUGGAAACAGAAUCCAGCACCUCUUCUUCCUCCUCACCUGUAUCAAAGAGUGAUUCCCAGGCAAGCGAGCAAACUGCUUCUAAUGCUGUCAGUGGGCACGGCUCUACUGUCACAAGGAAUGGACGCACUGAAGAAACAUCUUCUACACCUUCUGCGACUGUCACGGAAUCCAGCUUGGGCAUUACAUCCACCAAAGGUGCAUUGUCACCAGUUACCUCUGAACUCAAUACACAGGAGGACAUAACAACUUCCUCUAACGAAAGAACUCUGAACGAUGUAACAGCAGGAGACCGGAGCCAUUCCUCACUGCAUUCCACUGCUGCAGAGACACCCAGCACAGAUAGAGAGACGUCAGCUCUUUCAGUGAGCACUGUAAUUCUGGACAGCAGCACAGUGGCACCAACUGCAACAUCCCGUUUGACCACAAAUAUUCCUCCGCAGACAGAGUUUUCUCUAAUCACUGGCAGUAGUAAUACCGUUCCAAAGACAGUACCCAUGGGCAGCACAAGAAGCGAUACAACUGAUACAGAAUCCAACAGCCCACCUGCCCUCACAAACAAAGUCUCCUCUACUGCUUCUGCAGCUGCUGAGUUGGGUGAUAAAAGUACAACUUUUGUAGGAACCAAUCCAGUGACUCACCUAAGCACUACAGCAGAGACCCCAGCAGAAAUAUCUUCCAACAGUCCAGCCACAACUGGAUUCUCCACAGAAACAACUCUGCCUUUGUCAACAAGAAGCACAAGGGAUGGCCCAGCAACUUUAAACCCCUUAGAAACAGAAUCCAGCACCUCUUCUUCCUCCUCACCUGUAUCAAAGAGUGAUUCUCAGGCAAGCGAGCAAACUGCUUCUAAUGCUGUCAGUGGGCACAGCUCUACUGUCACAAGGAAUGGACGCACUGAAGAAACAUCUUCUACACCUUCUGCGACUGUCACGGAAUCCAGCUUGGGCAUUACAUCCACCAAAGGUGCAUUGUCACCAGUUACCUCUGAACUCAAUACACAGGAGGACAUAACAACUUCCUCUAACCAAAGAACUCUGAACGAUGUAACAGCAAGAGACCGGAGCCAUUCCUCACUGCAUUCCACUGCUGCAGAGAUACCAAGCACAGAUAGAGAGACGUCAGCUCUUUCAGUGAGCACUGGUAUUCUGGACAGCAGUACAGUGGCACCAACUGCAACAUCCCAUUUCACCACAAAUAAUCCUCCGCAGACAGAGGUUUCUCUAAUCACUGGCAGUAGUAAUACCGUUCCAAAGACAGUACCCAUGGGCAGCACAAGAAGCGAUACAACUGAUACAGAAUCCAACAGCCCACCUGCCCUCACAAACAAAGUCUCCUCUACGGCUUCUGCAGCUGCUGAGUUGGGUGAUAAAAGUACAACUUUUGUAGGAACCAAUCCAGUGACUCACCUAAGCACUACAGGAGAGACCCCAGCAGAAAUAUCUUCCAACAGUCCAGCCACAACUGGAUUCUCCACAGAAACAACUCUGCCUUUGUCAACAAGAAGCACAAGGGAUGGCCCAGCAACUUUAAACCCCUUAGAAACAGAAUCCAGCACCUCUUCUUCCUCCUCACCUGUAUCAAAGAGUGAUUCUCAGGCAAGCGAGCAAACUGCUUCUAAUGCUGUCAGUGGGCACGGCUCUACUGUCACAAGGAAUGGACGCACUGAAGAAACAUCUUCUACACCUUCUGCGACUGUCACGGAAUCCAGCUCGGGCAUUACAUCCACCAAAGGUGCAUUGUCACCAGUUACCUCUGAACUCAAUACACAGGAGGACAUAACAACUUCCUCUAACCAAAGAACUCUGAACGAUGUAACAGCUAGAGACCGGAGCCAUUCCUCACUGCAUUCCACUGCUGCAGAGAUCCUAAGCACAGAUAGAGAGACAUCAGUUCUUCCAGUGAGCAUUGUAGUUCUGGACAGCAGUACAGUGGCACCAACUGACACAUCCCUUUUGACCACAAAUAUUCCUCCGCAGACAGAGGUUUCUCUAAUCACUGGCAGUAGUAAUACCGUUCCAAAGACAGUACCCAUGGGCAGCACAAGAAGCGAUACAACUGAUACAGAAUCCAACAGCCCACCUGCCCUCACAAACAAAGUCUCCUCUACUGCUUCUGCAGCUGCUGAGUUGGGUGAUAAAAGUACAACUUUUGUAGGAACCAAUCCAGUGACUCACCUAAGCACUACAGCAGAGACCCCAGCAGAAAUAUCUUCCAACAGUCCAGCCACAACUGGAUUCUCCACAGAAACAACUCUGCCUUUGUCAACAAGAAGCACAAGGGAUGGCCCAGCAACUUUAAACCCCUUAGAAACAGAAUCCAGCACCUCUUCUUCCUCCUCACCUGUAUCAAAGAGUGAUUCUCAGGCAAGCGAGCAAACUGCUUCUAAUGCUGUCAGUGGGCACAGCUCUACUGUCACAAGGAAUGGACGCACUGAAGAAACAUCUUCUACACCUUCUGCGACUGUCACCAGAUCUAGCUUGGGCAUUACAUCCACCAAAGGUGCAUUGUCACCAGUUACCUCUGAAUCGAAUACAGAGGAGAACAUAACAACUUCCUUUAAGCAAAGAACUGUGAAUGAUGUAACAGCAAGAGACCGGAGCCAUUCCUCACUGCAUUCAACUGCUGCAGAGACACCCAGGAGAGAUACAGAGAUGUCAGCUCUUCCAGAGAGUACUGUUACUCUGGAGAGCAACACAGUGGCACAAAGUACAAAAUCCCGUUUGACCACAAAUAUUCCUCCGCAGACAGAGGUUUCUCAUAUCACUGGCAGUAGUAAUACCGUUCCAAAGACAGUACCCAUGGGCAGCACAAGAAGCGAUACAACUGAUACAGAAUCCAACAGCCCACCUGCCCUCACAAACAAAGUCUCCUCUACUGCUUCUGCAGCUGCUGAGUUGGGUGAUAAAAGUACAACUUUUGUAGGAACCAAUCCAGUGACUCACCUAAGCACUACAGGAGAGACCCCAGCAGAAAUAUCUUCCAACAGUCCAGCCACAACUGGAUUCUCCACAGAAACAACUCUGCCUUUGUCAACAAGAAGCACAAGGGAUGGCCCAGCAACUUUAAACCCCUUGGAAACAGAAUCCAGCACCUCUUCUUCCUCCUCACCUGUAUCAAAGAGUGAUUCUCAGGCAAGCGAGCAAACUGCUUCUAAUGCUGUCAGUGGGCACGGCUCUACUGUCACAAGGAAUGGACGCACUGAAGAAACAUCUUCUACACCUUCUGCGACUGUCACGGAAUCCAGCUCGGGCAUUACAUCCACCAAAGGUGCAUUGUCACCAGUUACCUCUGAACUCAAUACACAGGAGGACAUAACAACUUCCUCUAACCAAAGAACUCUGAACGAUGUAACAGCAGGAGACCGGAGCCAUUCCUCACUGCAUUCCACUGCUGCAGAGACACCCAGCACAGAUAGAGAGACGUCAGCUCUUCCAGUGAGCACUGUAAUUCUGGACAGCAGCACAAUGGCACCAACUGCAACAUCCCAUUUCACCACAAAUAUUCCUCCGCAGACAGAGGUUUCUCUAAUCACUGGCAGUAGUAAUACCGUUCCAAAGACAGUACCCAUGGGCAGCACAAGAAGCGAUACAACUGAUACAGAAUCCAACAGCCCACCUGCCCUCACAAACAAAGUCUCCUCUACGGCUUCUGCAGCUGCUGAGGUGGGUGAUAAAAGUACAACUUUUGUAGGAACCAAUCCAGUGACUCACCUAAGCACUACAGGAGAGACCCCAGCAGAAAUAUCUUCCAACAGUCCAGCCACAACUGGAUUCUCCACAGAAACAACUCUGCCUUUGUCAACAAGAAGCACAAGGGAUGGCCCAGCAACUUUAAACCCCUUGGAAACAGAAUCCAGCACCUCUUCUUCCUCCUCACCUGUAUCAAAGAGUGAUUCCCAGGCAAGCGAGCAAACUGCUUCUAAUGCUGUCAGUGGGCACGGCUCUACUGUCACAAGGAAUGGACGCACUGAAGAAACAUCUUCUACACCUUCUGCGACUGUCACGGAAUCCAGCUUGGGCAUUACAUCCACCAAAGGUGCAUUGUCACCAGUUACCUCUGAAGUGAGUACACAGGGGGACAUAACAACUUCCUCUAACCAAAGAACUCUGAAUGAUAUAACAGCUAGAGACCGGAGCCAUUCCUCACUGCAUUCCACUGCUGCAGAGACACCCAGCACAGAUAGAGAGACGUCAGCUCUUCCAGUGAGCAUUGUAGUUCUGGACAGCAGUACAGUGGCACCAACUGACACAUCCCUUUUGACCACAAAUAUUCCUCCGCAGACAGAGGUUUCUCUAAUCACUGGCAGUAGUAAUACCGUUCCAAAGACAGUACCCAUGGGCAGCACAAGAAGCGAUACAACUGAUACAGAAUCCAACAGCCCACCUGCCCUCACAAACAAAGUCUCCUCUACUGCUUCUGCAGCUGCUGAGUUGGGUGAUAAAAGUACAACUUUUGUAGGAACCAAUCCAGUGACUCACCUAAGCACUACAGCAGAGACCCCAGCAGAAAUAUCUUCCAACAGUCCAGCCACAACUGGAUUCUCCACAGAAACAACUCUGCCUUUGUCAACAAGAAGCACAAGGGAUGGCCCAGCAACUUUAAACCCCUUGGAAACAGAAUCCAGCACCUCUUCUUCCUCCUCACCUGUAUCAAAGAGUGAUUCCCAGGCAAGCGAGCAAACUGCUUCUAAUGCUGUCAGUGGGCACGGCUCUACUGUCACAAGGAAUGGACGCACUGAAGAAAUAUCUUUUUCACCUUCUGCGACUGUCACGGAAUCCAGCUCGGGCAUUACAUCCACCAAAGGUGCAUUGUCACCAGUUACCUCUGAACUCAAUACACAGGAGGACAUAACAACUUCCUCUAACAAACGAACUCUGAACGAUGUAACAGCAAGAGACCGGAGCCAUUCCUCACUGCAUUCCACUGCUGCAGAGACACCCAGCACAGAUAGAGAGACGUCAGCUCUUUCAGUGAGCACUAUAAUUCUGGACAGCAGCACAAUGGCACCAACUGCAACAUCCCGUUUGACCACAAAUAUUCCUCCGCAGACAAAGGAUUCUCUAAUCACUGGCAGCAGUAAUACCGUUCCAAAGACAGUACCCAUGGGCAGCACAAGAAGCGAUACAAGUGAUACAGAAUCCAACAGCCCACCUGCCCUCACAAACAAAGUCUCCUCUACUGCUUCUGCAGCUGCUGAGUUGGGUGAUAAAAGUACAACUUUUGUAGGAACCAAUCCAGUGACUCACCUAAGCACUACAGCAGAGACCCCAGCAGAAAUAUCUUCCAACAGUCCAGCCACAACUGGAUUCUCCACAGAAACAACUCUGCCUUUGUCAACAAGAAGCACAAGGGAUGGCCCAGCAACUUUAAACCCCUUAGAAACAGAAUCCAGCACCUCUUCUUCCUCCUCACCUGUAUCAAAGAGUGAUUCUCAGGCAAGCGAGCAAACUGCUUCUAAUGCUGUCAGUGGGCACAGCUCUACUGUCACAAGGAAUGGACGCACUGAAGAAACAUCUUCUACACCUUCUGCGACUGUCACGGAAUCCAGCUUGGGCAUUACAUCCACCAAAGGUGCAUUGUCACCAGUUACCUCUGAACUCAAUACACAGGAGGACAUAACAACUUCCUCUAACCAAAGAACUCUGAACGAUGUAACAGCAGGAGACCGGAGCCAUUCCUCACUGCAUUCUUCUGCUGCAGAGAUACCAAGCACAGAUAGAGAGACGUCAGCUCUUCCAGUGAGCACUGUUAUUCUGGACAGCAGUACAGUGGCACCAACUGCAACAUCCCAUUUGACCACAAAUAAUUCUCCGCAGACAAAGGAUUCUCUCAUCACUGGCAGUGGUAAUACCGUUCCAAAGACAGUACCCAUGGGCAGCACAAGAAGCGAUACAACUGAUACAGAAUCCAACAGCCCACCUGCCCUCACAAACAAAGUCUCCUCUACUGCUUCUGCAGCUGCUGAGUUGGGUGAUAAAAGUACAACUUUUGUAGGAACCAAUCCAGUGACUCACCUAAGCACUACAGGAGAGACCCCAGCAGAAAUAUCUUCCAACAGUCCAGCCACAACUGGAUUCUCCACAGAAACAACUCUGCCUUUGUCAACAAGAAGCACAAGGGAUGGCCCAGCAACUUUAAACCCCUUAGAAACAGAAUCCAGCACCUCUUCUUCCUCCUCACCUGUAUCAAAGAGUGAUUCUCAGGCAAGCGAGCAAACUGCUUCUAAUGCUGUCAGUGGGCACAGCUCUACUGUCACAAGGAAUGGACGCACUGAAGAAACAUCUUCUACACCUUCUGCGACUGUCACGGAAUCCAGCUUGGGCAUUACAUCCACCAAAGGUGCAUUGUCACCAGUUACCUCUGAACUCAAUACACAGGAGGACAUAACAACUUCCUCUAACCAAAGAACUCUGAACGAUGUAACAGCAAGAGACCGGAGCCAUUCCUCACUGCAUUCCACUGCUGCAGAGACACCCAGCACAGAUAGAGAGACGUCAGCUCUUUCAGUGAGCACUGGUAUUCUGGACAGCAGUACAGUGGCACCAACUGCAACAUCCCAUUUCACCACAAAUAAUCCUCCGCAGACAGAGGUUUCUCUAAUCACUGGCAGUAGUAAUACCGUUCCAAAGACAGUACCCAUGGGCAGCACAAGAAGCGAUACAACUGAUACAGAAUCCAACAGCCCACCUGCCCUCACAAACAAAGUCUCCUCUACGGCUUCUGCAGCUGCUGAGUUGGGUGAUAAAAGUACAACUUUUGUAGGAACCAAUCCAGUGACUCACCUAAGCACUACAGGAGAGACCCCAGCAGAAAUAUCUUCCAACAGUCCAGCCACAACUGGAUUCUCCACAGAAACAACUCUGCCUUUGUCAACAAGAAGCACAAGGGAUGGCCCAGCAACUUUAAACCCCUUAGAAACAGAAUCCAGCACCUCUUCUUCCUCCUCACCUGUAUCAAAGAGUGAUUCUCAGGCAAGCGAGCAAACUGCUUCUAAUGCUGUCAGUGGGCACGGCUCUACUGUCACAAGGAAUGGACGCACUGAAGAAACAUCUUCUACACCUUCUGCGACUGUCACGGAAUCCAGCUUGGGCAUUACAUCCACCAAAGGUGCAUUGUCACCAGUUACCUCUGAACUCAAUACACAGGAGGACAUAACAUCUUCCUCUAACAAACCAACUCUGAACGAUGUAACAGCAAGAGACCGGAGCCAUUCGUCACUGCAUUCCACUGCUGCAGAGACACCCAGCACAGAUAGAGAGACGUCAGCUCUUUCAGUGAGCACUGGUAUUCUGGACAGCAGUACAGUGGCACCAACUGCAACAUCCCAUUUCACCACAAAUAAUCCUCCGCAGACAGAGGUUUCUCUAAUCACUGGCAGUAGUAAUACCGUUCCAAAGACAGUACCCAUGGGCAGCACAAGAAGCGAUACAACUGAUACAGAAUCCAACAGCCCACCUGCCCUCACAAACAAAGUCUCCUCUACUGCUUCUGCAGCUGCUGAGUUGGGUGAUAAAAGUACAACUUUUGUAGGAACCAAUCCAGUGACUCACCUAAGCACUACAGCAGAGACCCCAGCAGAAAUAUCUUCCAACAGUCCAGCCACAACUGGAUUCUCCACAGAAACAACUCUGCCUUUGUCAACAAGAAGCACAAGGGAUGGCCCAGCAACUUUAAACCCCUUAGAAACAGAAUCCAGCACCUCUUCUUCCUCCUCACCUGUAUCAAAGAGUGAUUCUCAGGCAAGCGAGCAAACUGCUUCUAAUGCUGUCAGUGGGCACGGCUCUACUGUCACAAGGAAUGGACGCACUGAAGAAACAUCUUCUACACCUUCUGCGACUGUCACGGAAUCCAGCUUGGGCAUUACAUCCACCAAAGGUGCAUUGUCACCAGUUACCUCUGAACUCAAUACACAGGAGGACAUAACAACUUCCUCUAACCAAAGAACUCUGAACGAUGUAACAGCAAGAGACCGGAGCCAUUCCUCACUGCAUUCCACUGCUGCAGAGACACCCAGCACAGAUAGAGAGACGUCAGCUCUUCCAGUGAGCACUGUUAUUCUGGACAGCAGUAUAGUGGCACCAACUGCAACAUCCCAUUUGACCACAAAUAUUCCUCCGCAGACAAAGGAUUCUCUCAUCACUGGCAGCAGUAAUACCGUUCCAAAGACAGUACCCAUGGGCAGCACAAGAAGCGAUACAACUGAUACAGAAUCCAACAGCCCACCUGCCCUCACAAACAAAGUCUCCUCUACUGCUUCUGCAGCUGCUGAGUUGGGUGAUAAAAGUACAACUUUUGUAGGAACCAAUCCAGUGACUCACCUAAGCACUACAGCAGAGACCCCAGCAGAAAUAUCUUCCAACAGUCCAGCCACAACUGGAUUCUCCACAGAAACAACUCUGCCUUUGUCAACAAGAAGCACAAGGGAUGGCCCAGCAACUUUAAACCCCUUAGAAACAGAAUCCAGCACCUCUUCUUCCUCCUCACCUGUAUCAAAGAGUGAUUCUCAGGCAAGCGAGCAAACUGCUUCUAAUGCUGUCAGUGGGCACAGCUCUACUGUCACAAGGAAUGGACGCACUGAUGAAACAUCUUCUACACCUUCUGCGACUGUCACGGAAUCCAGCUCGGGCAUUACAUCCACCAAAGACAGAGCUAAAAACAAGCAAGUGAAAAAUAAAAUAAGAAAAAACUUGCCACCUGAGAUGCAAAGGUUACUAGAUGAAGGAAAAAUGCGUAUAGUAAUCAACAAUCUUAGAAGUGGCAGUAUAGUUGUGGACUUUAUGAUUGUUUUGGAUGUAGGAGAAAAUUUAACAAAAACAGAGCUCACAGCUGCUUUUACAGAGGCCUUUAACAACAGUACAGAAUUUCAAACGGAUGGCAAUGGUACACUUAUAGAAGAAACGAAUAGUUGUGAGACGGGAUUUAAUGGUUGUUCUGAACAUGCCACAUGCAACGUUAGCGGGUCAUCUUAUUCCUGUCAGUGUCAGGCUGGAUUCACAGACUUUAGUCCCAAUGUACCUGGGAGAGAUUGCAGAGAACCAGCUGGAGAGCCGGUGACUAUUGCACCAUCAAAACAGCCAUCUACAUCAAAGCCAUCUGUUGAAAGCAUUAGCCCCACACAAGAAUCUGAAACUGCACCUGCAACUUCUAUAAACACGACAGUUCCGUUGCCAGUGCUGAGUCCACAAUCUACAUCACUGAUAUAUCCAACCACAGUAAAUUUAACAAAUUUAAUUACUUCCUUAAUAACUACUACACUUCAACCUACAAUUGAAGUCACUUCAACGAAUACUGUGAGUAAAGUGCCCACAAGUAACGUAACACUUAUCAGUCCUACUGGGAAUACUAUAAUUACAAGUACUGAAAUAGAUCAAAGUACUCCCACGGAAAAAACAACGCCAAUAUAUACAGACACAAUAGCAACUACAGAGAAACAUUUUUCAACACCUGCCAUGACUGAAACACGUGUAACUUUGCCAGUAUCUUCAUCAGUAGCUACAAAAGCCACAAAUACAUAUUCCAUAAAUAAUACAUCCCUGGAAACUACCCCCUUAGGAACAAUUGCGAUGCAGUCCACUGCAGCUCCUGUGUCUAAUGCAGUGCUAACAAAUGGCACUUCUAGGCCUUCUCCUGCUACGGACACUAAUGACAUAUCUACAGCCCCUUCCACAAUAAUUAGUGUGGACCCCACAAUAACACCUUCACCUGUUUCCACCACACCACUAUCCUUAUCAUCUACAGCUUCUUCUACAGAGAGAAUUUCUACAGGUUCAUCAGGUACAUCAGCUACUGAUACAACCAGAGUAACUACGAUUGUGGAACUCAGCACUAAUUCUGUGAGUUCAACCACAAGAAUUCCAACAACAUUUUCUACAAUCCCUGUGACAACUCCAUACAGGUCUAAAACUGUAACAUCUCAAGAGACUUUCAACAGGACGACAAGGUCUACAGUUAUAGUUACAGGAUCUACAACAAAUCCUAUUUUAACUACCACAUCAGGAGCUUGCACUUCACUUGAUUUUUCUAUACAACUUGAGAAUGUAACUAGUGACAUGAUACAAUUCAAUUGGACACCUCAAGGUGGCGGUAUAGCUUAUACAGCUUCUCUGUUCGGAGAUGAAGCAGUGAAAAAAAACACUACAUAUAAAACAAGCAUAGCAUAUGAACAUUUGCUUCCUGGCCAGGAAUACAUAAUAUCUGUGGAGGUUUUAAACUGUGGUGAGAAGACCAGUACUUCAAUGACGGUUCAGACAGCAUCCAAAAACUUCAAAGGACAAACCAGGUUGAUAGAUAAAGUGUUCAACCCUCAGUACAGAAACAAAUCAAGUGCAGCAUUUAAAGACUUCGAAAAGAAUUUCACUGAUGAGAUAGGGGGAAAAUUAACAGGCGAGUUCAAAAACUUAUUUGACAUGAGGAAAUUGCGUAUAGUAAUUGACAGUCUUAGCAAUGGCAGCGUGACUGUGCUCUUCCACAUGGUGAUGCCUGUGCAACAAAACUUAACACGAACAACAGUCUUCGAUGCUUUAAUAAAAGCCCUGAACAAAAGCGCUCUGGGGCGAGUGGACUUCAACAGCACUUUUGUAGAAGUGGGAAACAUCUGUGAAACAGUAUCAAAAGUCUGUUCUGAACAUGCCUCAUGCAUCCGUGAAGAGGCAACUUAUUCCUGUAAGUGUAAAGAUGGAUUCUAUGACAACAGUCCCCGUGUACCAGGGAGAGAUUGCCAAGACAUAAAUGAAUGUGCUACUAACGCAUCAUCAUGUUCACGCUUGGCCACAUGCAACAACACUGUAGGAAGUUAUGAAUGUAACUGUAAUCCAGGAAUAAAAGAUGAGAAUCCAACAAAUCCUGGAAGACAAUGUAAAGAUCCUGUUCUCUGCUUCAGCAGCGCUAACCUUUGCUCAACACAAAAUAAUGACUGUCUUGAUUCCAAAAAUCGGAUAUGCUCAAGUAAACAAGCUUUUGCUUGUGAAAUUUUGUUCAAAAACUUGGUGUUUGGUCCUGAACUUUAUAACUCUGAAAGCCAAAGGUAUCAGAAUUUGUCCCAAAGCAUCACAACAGACGUUGUUAAGCAAAUGCGAAUCAGCCUGAGAGAUGACAGCUUUGAUAUCAUAGUGGUUGGAUUUAGACGUGGGAGUGUGAUCGCCUAUUUUGUUUCUCUACUACAAGGACAACAGUACAUUGAUGCAAAUACUCUUCAAGCAAAUUUAAGUAAAAUAGUAAAGAAUGUGUUUGGUAAUGAAACUGAAGUAACUGUACAAUCAAUCCCAACAUCUUCUGAAACAAAUCUGGCCUGGAAAACAGCGGUGAUUGUCCUUGGAGUUCUACUUGGAGUUGCAUUAAUACUUGCUUUGCUGAUACUGUCAGUGUGCCUUUGGAUGAGGUCUACAGCUGGUGAAUAUUGGCUUGAACCUAAAGGACUUAUGGGAAAUUUUGCCUACCAAUACUUAUAA
Molecule: messenger RNA, 13257 nt
Organism: Gopherus evgoodei (Goodes thornscrub tortoise)
Lineage: Eukaryota; Metazoa; Chordata; Testudines; Testudinidae
Product: mucin-17-like
Exons: 14
Coding region: 1-13257 (4418 amino acids)
Molecular function (GO): calcium ion binding
Source: RefSeq, a predicted model, not a curated record